This is a messenger RNA of Mauremys reevesii (Reeves's turtle), 4232 nucleotides long. It is a transcript of the gene RASAL3, whose product is annotated as RAS protein activator like 3. Gene Ontology annotation, biological process: regulation of GTPase activity. The record is from RefSeq and is a predicted model, not a curated record. The transcript is spliced from 19 exons. Bases 129 to 3422 code for a protein of 1097 amino acids. NCBI's taxonomy places the organism in Eukaryota, Metazoa, Chordata, Testudines, Geoemydidae.
CUCAGUCACAGGCGGAGGUGAGGGCGAGAUUAGCAUCUGCUGCCUGAUCACAUGUGCCUCGCCACAGCUCAGCGCUGCCGGGACGGACCAGCCGGAGAGCGAGCGAGCGACUGCAGCAGGGAGCUAAGAUGGAGGAGAUGACACCACCACCCGCACCUGAGGCACCAUCCCCACUGAAGUCCUACAAAUGGCGGACAGGCCCCCAGGGUGGGGAGAAGGAGCCCGAGCGGCACCCCAUGGCCCCUGCCAGCAGCCGCUGGGCCAAACUGCACAACUGGAAGCGCGCUCAUAGCCAGCCUGAGACUGAUGCCCCCGAGAUGCGCAUGGCCAGGAGCAGCCCAGGCACCGAGCCCCCAGAGCCUGUGGGGAGCAAAACAGCAGCCCGGAGGUCUGUAUUCCAGAGGGCGUUUUCUGCCCCAAGCAAGGUGCCCAAGGAGCCCAAGGGCCAAGAGGGCAUUAAGCUGAACCUGCGAAAAUACCUGCGUUCCAAGUCCCACCGCAGGAGCCAGGAGAGUGGGCCCAAGGCAGAGCAGGCACCUCAGGAGGCAGCCAAAGAUGGUGUGCGCCCCGUGCAGCAGAUUCCGCUGGCCCCAUCCCCUGAGGUCCCUGUCUGGGAUGUCUCGAACUUCUCCCUGGUGGAUGGACAGCUGGUGCUGAUGGCCAGGGAUGAGGAGGUUUUGUACAAGAGCCGGAACAGAACUGGCAGCUCCAUUUCGGAGACCAAUGCUCAUCCGUCCCUGAGCAGCAGGAGGGACACCGAUCUCUCCUCUGAGGGGAAGAGCUCACCCAGCCCUCGGGCCCCAGGAAGAGGCACUGAGAGCGACGUGUCAACCGGCUCCCAGUUCAGUAACGUGAAGGGGCUGAUAUGGAAGAGGCUAAGAGAACGCAAGGGCCGGACUGCAUCCAAGCCCGACUCCCAAACAGCGCCUCUUACGGAUGGCGACAGGCUGCCAAGCCGGCAUGGCUCCCGUGAGUCCCUGCUGCCUGCACCAAGUGCAGCCGAGUUGGAUCUGAGCGGCGAGGACGUAGUGAUCCGCCCGCUGCACAGCAGCAUUCUGGGCGAGAAGUUCUGCUUCCAGAUAAUCAACGCUGAGGGGAGCCGCUGUUUCGGCUGCACAUCAGUGGCUGAGCGGGACCGGUGGAUUGAAAACUUACGCAGAACCGUGCAGCCCAACAAGGACAACUGCGAGCGUGUGGAGAACACCCUGAGUCUCUGGGUGUACGAGGCCCGAGACCUGCCCCCCAAGAAGCGCUACUUCUGCCAGCUGCACCUGGAUGGCGCCCUGUACGCCCGCACUACAGCCAAAUCAGCGGGUGCGGAUGGGGCACUCUUUUGGGGCGAGCUCUUCGAGCUGGCCACACUGCCUGCAGUGCGGGAGCUGCACAUCAGUGUGCUGCGGGAGGAAGAGGGGCGGCGGCGGGAGACCAGCCCCUUGGGCACCGUGACCAUCCAACUGGGGGAGCUGGCCACCUCACGCCAGCCCUUGGAGAAAUGGUACCCUCUGUGUGGAGCUGCCCCCAGUCGGGCACCUUCUCUGCGGCUGCGCGGACGCUACCAGGAGAUCCAGGUGCUGCCCAUUGUGAGCUACAAGGAGUUCGCCGAGUACAUCACCUUCCACUACCGAGAGCUGUGUGCCGGGCUGGAGCCUGCUAUUGCUGUGCGCCACAAAGAAGAACUUGCCUGUGCCCUGGUGCAUGUGCUGCAGAGCACGGGCAAAGCUAAGGCAUUUCUCAUCGACCUGGGGGUGGCGGAGUUGGACCGCUUCGAUGACAGAGAGGCACUGAUCUUCCGCGAGAACACACUGGCGACCAAGGCCAUCGAUGAAUACAUGAAGCUGGUUGGGGGGCAGUACCUGUUGGACACACUGGGGGAGGCUAUUGCCCAGUUGUAUGAGUCGGAGGAUAGCUGUGAAGUUGACCCCAGCAAGUGUGCAGCCAAUGACCUGUCUGACAACCAGAACAAUCUGCGGCAGGCGUGUGAGGAGGUCUUCCAGAGAAUCACCAACUCCAGCGACGCCUUCCCAGCGGAGCUCAGCGAGAUCUUUGCAGCGUGGCAGGGGGAUUGUCUGGAGCGGAACAAGGAGGACAUCGGGCAGCGGCUCAUCUCGGCCUCGCUCUUCCUGCGCUUCCUGUGCCCAGCCAUCAUGUCCCCCAGCCUGUUUGGCCUCACCCAGGAGUACCCAGAUGAUGCCACCUCCCGCACCCUCACCCUGGUGGCAAAAGUCAUCCAGAACCUGGCCAAUUUUGCUACGUUUGGCGAAAAGGAGGCGUACAUGGGGUUCAUGAACGAAUUCCUGGAGCACAACUGGAGCCGCAUGAAGUUGUUCCUGCAGAGCGUGGCCAACCCUGACAGCAGUGCCCACCUGGUGGCUUAUGAUGGCUAUGUGGACCUGGCACUGGAGCUCUCCACCCUGCACGCACUGCUCUGCGACAUAUUCACUGGCCUGGACCAGCAAACGAGGGAGCAGUUAGAGCCCCUGCCGACCAUCCUCAAUGCCAUCAAAGAGGGGACGCCAGUGCCUGUCUCCAUCAAACUUGGCCCAGGCAUGGACAGCCCUGGUGAGAAGCCAGGAUUCCUGCCCCCGAGGGAGCUGAGCAAGUACAGCCCCCUGAUCAAGAGUCACUCCAUGACCAACAUCCAGAAGGGCCGGGGGAAGGAGGAUGAGCAGCACCUCCAGCAGCUGCCUGCCUCCCCACGCCAGGCCUGGGAGAGGAGGAAGGUGCAGCGCACCCAGAGUGUGCCUGCCCAGAGCAAGGCAGGACGCAGGCUGCAGAAGCAGAGCAGCAUGGAGCACGUGGUUGAGUCCCAGGGAGAAGACAGUCACGAUGGGAGCCCUCGCCCCUCUACCUUCCGCCCACGGGAUGGCCGAGCCCACCCGGGGCGAUCCAAUCUCCGCCAAUCUGCCUCGCUGCCCCGGAAAUCCACGGUGCCCUGGCAGCGCCACGCUGAGGAAGCAGCCAAGGCACAGACUGAGCUGUAUGCCAUGCGGCCGCUGGAGAAGCAUGGGAAGCAAAUUGAGGAGCUGAGGAAGGAGUUGGCAGAGUCCAGGGAGAAGCAGAGGCUCUUUGAGAGCCAGCUGGAAAUGCUGGUCACCCAGAACCAGACACUGCUGGAGGAGCAGGCCAAAAGCCAGGGGCAGGAGGAGAGACUCCGGAGGCAGCUGGAGCAGCUGGAAACGCACCUGGCAAACCUCAGCACCAGGGUGGCGGCGGCAGAGGGCAGCCGGAGGAAGGACCAGGAGAAGCUGAAGGCUAGUGAGGAGAGGACGAAGCGUCUGGAGCGCCGCCUGUCAGCCCUGGAGCGGGAACACGCCGAGCUGCUCUGUGCCAUCAGCCAGCGGCAGGGACUCCAGGACAAGUCACCCAACUCGCUGCUGAUGCCAGCGUCACAGGACGGGGCCGAGGACUGGCAGGAGGUUUAGCCAACUUGGUGGGCCCAGACGGCCAGCCCCUGGGCCCUGCGUGGGACGCACCCCACCCCAGCAGCUGCCACCCGCUUUGGACACCCUGCCAGCCAGACCUUGUCUCUAGAAAUUUGUCACAGACCUAAACCCAGCAGCCCUUUCUUGGUAUGAGUCCAGCAUGGGAGGUCCUGAGUCUGCCAGGGAUGUUGUUCCAGAUAAUGGAGUCCCAGGGAGCUGCAGGCUGCUGCUGUGAAUCCCCUGCAGCUCUCCACUCCCAGGAGUGGUGGAGAGUGAUCAGAUUUGUGAGAGGCCCAUUCAGCCCCUCUCUCAUCCCAACUGGGGUUCCCUUCCUUAUUCCUGCAUCCAAAGGGUCCCCAGGUGCUUCCUUCUGAACCCCUCCCACACACUCCCGAUGCCUUGUUGCCCCCUCCAUCGUACCCAUGCUGCCAUCCCAGUAGUGGAACAUUGCCUCAACAUGCCCAAGCUCUGGCUGCUGCAUAGCACCAGUUGCCCAGGGCCACUGCCCAGUGACUGCCGACAGGCCCAGGGGGCUGACUAGAAGAGAUGCCCCCGGACCCGUAUUCAGGCCUCAUUUGGCUCUUGGAGGAUUCAGGGAUGGGCUGCCACAGUGAGCUUGUCUCCGGGUUCGUGCUUGGGCCACGACUCCCUGCAGAGCCAGAAAUGCAGUGGCUGCUUUGUCAAAAACCUUCCUUGUCUCUGAGGGUCCCUUGCAGCCAGGCAGUAAACAUGGUGCCCAGGAGCGGCGCCAGGGUUUUUGGCGCCUUAGGCGGGGGUCCUUCCGCGCUCCCAGUCGUUGGCGGCAAUUCU